AUGACACACAAACACAACCUUUCACUGGUCGAAGCCAGCAUCAGCGAUCUGAAAAGAUUGCUAGAUACCCGAGUCAUUACAAGUGUCGAACUUGUUGCUCUUUACCUGCAUCGAAUCGGCAAGUUUGACUGCAGAGGUCCAUGUCUCAAUUCCGUAUGUUUAAUAAACCCCGAGGUAUUCGCAGAGGCCAAAGCCUCAGACGAUUACCGUAACUCUGGAAAGCCGCCACGACCACUCGAAGGUAUUCCAUUCACGGUCAAAGACAGCUACAAAGUCAAGGGUAUGACAGUUGCAGCUGCAUCCCCUGCCUUUGCAAACCUUAUAGCAACCUCGGAUGCUGCCAUCGUCGAGUUACUUCGCAAUGCAGGCGCAGUGGUGCUUGGAAAGACCAACAUGCCACCAAUGGCGGACGGUGGUUGCCAGCGAGGCUUAUAUGGACGAUCAGAAAGUCCAUAUAACCAGAAGUAUAUGUGCACUGCGUACGCCUCUGGCUCAUCCUACGGCUGCGGUGUGUCUACUGCAGCAAACCUAGCUGCUUUUGGUUUCGCUGGAGAAGCCGUGACUUCAGGUCGCUCGCCAGCAUCCAACAAUGCACUGAUCGGCUACGCCCCUUCCCGCAGUGUUAUUCCUCCCCGGGGACUAUGGCCUUUGUAUCCGACUUGCGACCAGGUCGUUCCUCACACAAGAACCAUGGAGGAUUUGUUUCACGUACUGAACGUCGUCGCCACCGAUGAUGAUGCUGCCGGCAACGCUGACUUCUGGCGUUCGCAACCUUAUGUAUCAUUGCCAAGGGUUAGCGAGAUACGACCAACCGACUAUUUUUCUCUCGCCAAUCCAGAUGCGCUUCGAAAUAAACGACUAGCUGUUCCUCGAUGCUUCAUCGGGUAUCAAGGUGCAAAGCUGGAGAACGCAUGCUCUCCAGGCGUCAAAGCGCUGUGGGAAAGAGCACGCGCAGACAUGGAGAAGCUGGGCGCCACUAUCAUUGAGACCGAUUUCCCCAUUUUCGAGAACUACACCAGACAAGACUUUCCCGGUCAAAGCAUGAAUGUUCCCAAUAUUUCUCAGGAAUGGACGGCGCUGGAGCGUUGUGAUAUGAUUGCCUUGAGUUGGGACGACUUCCUCCGCAGCAACGGCGAUAAAGAUAUCCCAGACUUUACCUUUGCUGAACUUCACAAGAUCAACCCUAACAUUGCUCCUAUGGAUGACCCAUCGCAGCAUACCGAGUCUCAAAAUCAGGUCCGCUAUGAAGACAUGGUCGAUGUUGUCAAGAAUCGGGGAAACAGCCGCCUAGCUGACCUCCCUGGGUGUCGGGAAGCGCUCCAAGCUUUGGAAGCCAUGAGGAAAAAGGAUUUGGAGGACUGGAUGACCGAGAACAAGUUUGAUGCUGUCGUGUUUCCGACGAAUGGCGACAUUGCGUUGGCUGAUUCUGACGAAAACUACGAGUCGAUGAUUGAUGCACUACGCGAUGGAGUCAAGUAUGCAAAUGGUGGCCGAUCACUCAAACAUCUCGGAGUGCCUUGCAUUACUGUACCUAUGGGAAACCUUGCAGAAGAGAAGAUGCCGGUCGGUCUUAAUUUCUGUGGCAGGGCGUAUGAUGACUUCAGCAUCAUGAGCUACGCUUUUGCGUACGAGGCAGCGUCGAAGCGUCGGGAGAUUCCCCCUCUGGCACCACCGCUGCCUUCAGAUGAGAUUUCAAUUCCUCAUAGUCCUCCAUCACUGACCAUGAUGACGCCAACGUUGGAGAUUGCAUCGGUAACAGCUUCAAGCGAGGAUGGCCCAGAUUCGGAUGUUCGCAUGGUCAAAGUAACGGGAACCUGCAAAUUCUCAAGCUCGCCCAAGACUUCAAUUAGCCUAGAGGUCUUUGCUAAUGGCGAGCUGGGAUCCCCAGUGACCUGGGAUGGUGACAACUGGGUAUGGACGGCUAGGCUCACUCGGCCCAAGCGUGACGACAAGUAUCCAGCCCUUACCAAGGUUCCAAGGGAUCAGUUUCUUGUUGUUUUCAUUGCAAAAGCUGACAAUGGACGGUCUUCCGGUUCCUUCAUUUUACUCGACUAG
This is a messenger RNA of Fusarium pseudograminearum CS3096, 2055 nucleotides long. RefSeq lists its product as uncharacterized. Bases 1 to 2055 code for a protein of 684 amino acids. NCBI's taxonomy places the organism in Eukaryota, Fungi, Ascomycota, Sordariomycetes, Hypocreales, Nectriaceae. The transcript has a single exon. The record is from RefSeq and is a predicted model, not a curated record.